Messenger RNA from Babesia ovata, 279 nucleotides. RefSeq names its product cell division protease ftsH, putative. The transcript has a single exon. The record is from RefSeq and is a predicted model, not a curated record. Bases 1 to 279 code for a protein of 92 amino acids. NCBI's taxonomy places the organism in Eukaryota, Apicomplexa, Aconoidasida, Piroplasmida, Babesiidae.
AUGCCGGAAGUGAUUGAAGGAUGCGAUACAAAACUUUCACUUGCGGACGAAACAAUCGUGGACCCUGUGAAACGGCCGAAUGCGAAAGAUGCUCAUCACGAAUACGACGAUGAGGAGGAUUGCUAUGACGACAGUGACGAUGAUGGUAGUGGAGGAAUCGGCGGCGGAAUCGUUGACACUGGUGUAAGCGGCGGUACUGGUGGUAGGGAACCUACGUCUACAACAUGGACAUUUACAUGUGGAGCCCUUUAUACAUUUGGCCGUACAGUCUCUAUUUGA